Mastomys coucha (southern multimammate mouse) is the source of this 4969-nucleotide messenger RNA. RefSeq names its product RELT like 2 (gene Rell2). NCBI's taxonomy places the organism in Eukaryota, Metazoa, Chordata, Mammalia, Rodentia, Muridae. Gene Ontology annotation, biological process: positive regulation of cell-substrate adhesion; positive regulation of p38MAPK cascade. Bases 1063 to 1974 code for a protein of 303 amino acids. The transcript is spliced from 8 exons. The record is from RefSeq and is a predicted model, not a curated record.
CCAGGCCCCGAGCUUCAGCUGCCCGCCCGCCCGCCGCCGGACGCCAGCCCCACCCCCGCCGUGCGUGCUGCGCAAGCACGCAGCCUACCACUGCAAAACAGGAGGCCUCGGCCCCGCCUCCCAGGCCUCGCCAGGCCACGCCCCUUCGGGGAGUUCCGCCCCUCAUUUUGCUGUCCUGGUCCGGAUUCCGAGGCUUGAGACUCAGAACCCGGACGGGGACGCGUGGCAUCAUUCAUAGAAUACAAGAGCAGCUUCUUUCGGGGCGAGGGUCAUAUCCUCGGGAAACCGAGCCAUUCCGUCCCGCCGCUAGCCUCCAACAGGUCUUGGAAUCUUGGUUCCUCUCUAGGAACCUCGGAAGAUCUGGCCACCCUAGCCGUUCUCAAGUGCAGAAAGCCCGAUUUCCCCCAGUGAGCUAGGAAGAUUGCUUGGCUUUCCUACUCGUUUGGGUCAUCUGAGGGCAGGACCUGUGCCAGACCUGAGAGCUACACGGGUGGGCAAAGCCUCUCCUGAUCUGCCGACCCCUCGACGAGAACCGAGACUCGCGCUGCACAUUCCCUCCGGGGGGCAGGGAGGAGGAGCGGCGCAGUCACGCGCACAUCUCACUUGCGUUCACACACGCGUAAGGCUCACGCACUCCGCCCCGCACACCUGCGCUCCGCCCCUUGGUCCCGGGCUCGCACUGCGAGUAGGCAUUUGGGAACCCAGGACGGUUUCGGAGGCGCCCCCACCCCCCUCCAUCCCCUCCAUUUCCCUGGCCGGAGUGGUCCGGAGCCUGUCGCGGUUCCCGACUGGCCCACAUCCUUCCCUCCCCCCGUCUGCCGCGGAACCGGUAUCCGCAGCCACCAGCCAGGAGCCGGUGAGGCGGCAAAGGGGGGAGGGGGAGGAAGCAAGGGAUGAGCUCCGGGAGGGCGUCGGGGGCCCUGAGCCGGACGAGGACGCCCCUGGAGCCGGGACCCGAGCCGGAGCCGGAGCCGGAGCCGGAGCCGGAGACAGAACCAAACCACCGCUGCAGCCCACUAAACCCAGGAGGCGCCCUGGCCCGCGCUCGCCCCCCAGGGCCUCAUGUCGGAACCACAGCCUGGCCUGGAGCCGCCCCAACAUGGGCUGUACAUGCUCUUCCUGCUUGUGCUGGUCUUCUUCCUCAUGGGCCUUGUAGGCUUCAUGAUCUGCCACGUGCUCAAGAAGAAAGGCUACCGCUGCCGCACGUCUAGGGGCUCAGAACCUGAUGAUGCCCAGCUCCAGCCCCCUGAAGACGAUGACGUGAAUGAGGACACAGUAGAGCGGAUUGUUCGCUGCAUCAUCCAAAAUGAAGCCAAUGCUGAGGCCUUGAAGGAGAUGCUAGGGGACAGUGAAGGAGAAGGGACGGUGCAGCUCUCCAGUGUGGAUGCCACCUCCAGCCUGCAGGACGGAGCCCCCUCCCAUCAUCACACAGUGCACCUUGGCUCUGCAGCUCCCUGCAUCCACUGCAGCCGCAGCAAGAGGCCCCCACUUGUCCGUCAGGGUCGCUCUAAGGAAGGAAAAGGCCGCCCCAGGCCUGGAGAGACCACUGUAUUCUCAGUGGGCAGAUUCCGAGUGACACACAUUGAGAAGCGCUAUGGCCUACAUGAACACCGUGAUGGUUCCCCUACAGACAGAAGCUGGGGCUCUGGUGGAGGGCAGGAACCAGGGAGUAGUCAGGUGGCUGGAGGAGGGCAGCCUAGAACAGGGACAGCUGCCACUGACAGGCUGCUCCCUGAGCCGCCACCCUCCCAGGCCGCAGCCACCCACCCAGUGCAGAAUGGAAGACUCAAGGAUGCCGGCCUAGUCCCUUGUACUCUUGAGGGAACCCCUGGAACCUCUGCAGAACUGAACUUGGGCCCUAGAGGGAGAGGCCCAAGCCCAGGGCUGCCUAGUCAAGAAGCAAAUGGACAACCAACCAAACUGGACACCUCAGGUCAGCAGGAAUCUCUACCACCAGAAGCAGGGGAUAUGUGAGGCAAGUCUCCCUGAGCUCGAGAUCAGACGCUGUUCUACGCCUGAAGCUUCUCGCCCGGGAGCCUGCUGACGCCUCUGCUCCAGUCGCUGCAGGACCUAGUGAGGAUGGCAGAGGUGGGUGGAGGAGACAUUGUGGGCCACAGCUUACUCUUAGCCUGGUACUUCACUAGUUGCAUCAUGUGCAUUGGGUCAUCUAUCCUUCCUAUGAGGUAGGUAUUAUUAUUAUUGGCUCCAGUUUAGCCAUGAGGAAAUCAAAGUCCAGAGAGAUGAAGUCAUUCCUUACCCAGGGUUAGAGAACUCACAAGCAACUGGAGAGAAUAAAAACCCCGGUCUGUCUAGUGCCAAAAGCUGUGCUCGUAACUACUGUAUAAUACCAUUGUGUUAAAAUUCCUUUCCCUCCCUUCCUGUCUGCAUCAAUGGUCCCCAUCACUGAGCUUUUCUUAUCUACCCCAAGCACCUGCACCCCCACCUCACCCGAUGCCCAUGAUGCUGGAUCUUGUAGUCCCGGGCAGCCCUGCUUGUCCAGCGCUGAACCUCUUUCUCCAGGCCACUCUCUCCAGCCAUGCCUCCUGCCCCCCACUCCAGCGCACACACCUGAGGGAGACAAGGAAUGCUUGAGAAAACAAACAAACAAACAAACAAACAUACAUCCUUCUUACCAGCCCUUUUCCCUCCUUGUCUUUUUUUUUAUAAUCUUUUUUUUUUAAGAUUUAUUUUAUUACUUUGUGUUUCUACAUGUUUUGCCUGCAUCUAUGUCUGUACACCACAUGCACACCUGGUGCCCGAGGUAAUGGUGAGCCUCAAGUGCAUGUUGGGAAUUAAACCCAGGUCCUUUGUAAGAACAAGUGUUUGGAGCCAACUCUCCAGCCCCUUCUUCAUCUUGACCUCCAGUGUCGGGGACAAAGAAGAUGGAGUGAAUGCCUCUGUCUGUGGACAGAAGUAUGUGCUCAUGUAGACACAGGCCCAGGAAUGGGAUCAGGGUGGAUGAAGAGAACAGGACUGGCUUCCGUCUGAUCUGGGUUUCUGUUCAGAUGGGAGGAAGGUGAGCGGGAUUUUGAAAACCCCUGUCCAAGGCUGCACAGUCACUAAAUCAAUACUGGGAUAGGAAUACUGAGACGAGGGGUCUGAAGCAUACUUAUGCUUAGCCGUGGCCUGUUUCUACACACAGGGUGUUCUCACCUGAUCAGCCCCUGCUGGCUGGAACUGCUGAGGUGGGGUGGGAGAAAAGACCCCAGGCCCCUGAAGAAACAGCUUCACAUCUUGUUCCCAGUUUACCUAGGAUAGGGUAAAUAAACAGGCACUCACUUGCCACGCACCCAACCCUGUCCCCGGAUCUUCUUGGAAGAAAAGAAGUUGGAACUGCGUGUCAGGAGGUAUGGGAUAGGGAUUUGAAAAACAAAACAACAACAAUGACAUAAAGCAACCUGAGGGGAGCCUUUACCUGAGAAGUUGCCUUGCCUCCAUGGCGGGCAUGUUCCAGGAUCAUCUCUGCAGCUUCCAGCUCAGUGUGACCCAAUAAAGUCAGGGGGUCCCUCAGGUAUUCUGAAAGCUCACUUACCAGGACCUAAAAAGAACAGAACCCCAAGGCACCUUAGCACAUUGGUACAUAUGACCUUCUCCCAGGACUCUAGUGCAGAGUUCAUCCAUUCAUGGGUGGGGCACAGACAUGAAGGAUAGGGAGGAGACAAGGGAUAAGACAUUCCUGCUUCUAAGCCUAGUCUGUCAUGUUUAAACCACUUCGGAGUUUAAGUACUUCCAUUCUCUUCGAACCUCAUUAGGGUUACGAUGUGGGCAAACCGGAGUUAACUCUGACGAGGAGUGUGGAGUUAAACAGGCAUCAAGCGGCAGAACCAGAACCCACAUGAGCAUCUUCUAUCCACUCUGAACACUAGCACUAAUCAGCCUGGGCAGGAGGAACCAGGGAUGGUGUCUGCAUUCACCAAGGGCAGGAGGAGUCUGGGUUAGGACUGGCCUUGAGCAGUGCUGGCAAUUCCUCUUGGUAGUAGUGGGCAAGGUGAGCAUUGGUGGCCACCAGAUUCAGCAGGUACUCAUUGCGGGCUGCUCUCAACUGCUGGGAAUACUGGGCUGACUGGGCAGACAGCUAGGAAAUGGGAAGAAGAGUCAACAGAGAGUGCCGAGCCCUUGGAGGCUUUCCAAGGCCAGCCUCUAAUCCAGAACCAGAAUGGAUCUCACAUUAUUUCCUGGCACUACACUAAAACCUCCAUGUGGAACGCUGUCUUAACAAUCCUCCUGUGGCUUCUGCACAUAUAUAAAAAUGCAAACUGUGCCUUGCUGUAGUUCCCCCAGCUCUUACACGAGCUGACCUUUUUCAAGUCCACGUCUCGUGCUUACCGUGGUGUGGCCACACUGGCCUUCCUCUCAGAUCUUUGGACCAAAGUGGCUCUCUCCUCAGCUUUUGCACUCAACACCCCCUCUCCUCAGGAUAUUCUUCCCAAAGAUCUUGGCAUGGCUGCUGCCUCCCUGACACUCAGGCCACCUGUUCAGUGAGGCCUCCCUUCUCACUGGAGCUCAACUGUCACAGAACUUUUAUUUAUGUCAUCAUCUGAUUAUUUGUACACUCUCUUCUCAUCCAGGCUGUGAGAGUAGAACUCCAUCAGUCCUGUUCUCACUGUAUCCCCAGAGGCUGAACACUGCCUAGCAUGCAGAGGUACUUCAAAGCACAUAUAAAGGAACACCCAACAUAAAGGCAUUGUUUCCACUGUCCAGAUGAAGAAACUAAGGACCUAUAUUAUUACUGAGAGCAUACUACAUGCCUGGUAAUGAACCACUUGGAAAUUUGUAUACUAGGUUCAAUCCAAUCUCUUACUUUUAUGCCACUGGACCCCAAACCACUAGACCACCUUAUUUAUGCCUUUAUCCGCCCCUCUCCUCCAACCUUGGCGCUCAGUUUCUGGAGGCUGGUCCUAGAGUGGAAGAUCCCAUGGUCACUUCGGUUCAGCCUGUGCAGGGAAAAAAUAAUCAAGAGUCAGGUACA